AUGAGUCCCGAGGAAGAUUUCCAGAUUUCGUGUACCACCAAUGGUAGUUUCUACGUAUGCGAAGAUGCCAAAACGCGAUUCCUUGGCUGUUGUGAUAUCGACCCAUGCGCUGAUGGAUCGGGAUCUUGCGAAUUUGCUGAUCUGUGGCAGAUAGAAUGGGGCGGAAGUGAUUACUCGGACACCGUCCCAGCCCAGAACUGCAAGGCACCGCUAACAGAAGACGACUGGUAUGCAUGUGAUGACAGCUCCUUCAUGGGCUGUUGUAGUUCAAACCCAUGCUUUGAUGGAGAUGACUCGAACACCUCGACUAGCGCCCAGAAUCUUCCCUCAUCAAACUUUAUGGGCCCAUCGCCGAUAUAUAAUGGGAGGGUUUCAACUGUAUCCGAACUUAGCGGCUACGCGAUAUCACCUGACAGUCCACAUCCACUAAGCCAGCAACGAUAUCCAGAUGUGAGCCCCAUCUCGGAGUUAGAAGGGUCGACAUACCUGCGGGAGUACCACGAGUUGGACUCUGCUAUUUCGUCACAGAUGCCACAUCAUAUAAAUCGAUAG
Molecule: messenger RNA, 552 nt
Organism: Hypoxylon trugodes
Lineage: Eukaryota; Fungi; Ascomycota; Sordariomycetes; Xylariales; Hypoxylaceae
Exons: 2
Coding region: 1-552 (183 amino acids)
Source: RefSeq, a predicted model, not a curated record